This is a messenger RNA of Paramecium primaurelia, 871 nucleotides long. NCBI's taxonomy places the organism in Eukaryota, Ciliophora, Oligohymenophorea, Peniculida, Parameciidae. The record is from the annotation of a GenBank genome assembly.
AUGUACUAUCAAUCACAAAUAUAGUGUUCUGAGUAUAUAGACAUUAUAAAAUGGGAUGAAGAAGGAAUUAAAAUUAAAAUAAUUGAUAAAUCUUUAUUAUAAGAGAAUGUCUUGCCUCGAUUUUUUAAACAUGGAAAUUAUUCAAGUUUUUUAAGGUAUUUCCUUUCUAUUUUUCAGAUAAUUGAAUAUGUAUGGCUUUACUAGUUGUAAGGAUUAAAAUGGAAUCUUAACAUAUGAGCAUCCAUACUUUACAUAAAAUAAAGUUAUUUAGAAGUUCAUUUAGAAGAAAAAGUAAGCUCAUGUAGAGAAACAAUAGAUAGGGACAUUUAUUAUGGAAUAAGAAGAAUUAAAGAAUACAAUGACGUCUUUAAAAUAAGAAUAAGUAAUUAUUUAGAAAUAAUUGGUUGAUUUCAUUCAACAAUAAUUGAGAUUUUAGCAUCAUUUUAAACUAAUAAUUGAAGUAUAAUAUAAUCCAAUAAUAAUUGAUAGAAACUAUUAGAAAUAAAAGCUAUUUAAGAGAGGAGAGGAGUAUUUUUUAUUGAGAGUAUACGAAUGAUAGUUAGAGCAAUGAAACCAGAAGCUUGUAAUAAAUAUUGAUUAUAAAUUGAUAGAGGCUUCAUUUUAAUACUUAAUAAAGUGUGUGUUUCCAAAAGAAGAAGAUCUUUGGAUGAGUGAAACAUUAUCAAUUAAGGAAGAUGAAGUUGAGAUUCCUUAUCCUACUUCUCCUGCUCCAUUUGGAAAAGCUGUUGUUGAUGAUAUUGGAAAUUAUUUAAAUCAUAAAUAGGAUAAAUUUAAUCUUGAAACUUUAGAGCCAGUUUGGUUUUUUGGUUAGUAAGAAUCAGAUUUUAACUUUUUUGGGUUUGAUUUGUGA